Molecule: messenger RNA, 1806 nt
Organism: Cotesia glomerata
Lineage: Eukaryota; Metazoa; Arthropoda; Insecta; Hymenoptera; Braconidae
Gene: rngo
Product: protein DDI1 homolog 2
Exons: 7
Coding region: 390-1757 (455 amino acids)
Biological process (GO): proteolysis
Molecular function (GO): protein binding; aspartic-type endopeptidase activity
Source: RefSeq, a predicted model, not a curated record
UAUAGGUAAACAGGUACUGUCUCUGUCGUGUUACUGCGUGUCUAUAUUUUUUGCUGAGCUGGUUUUUUUGAGGUUAUUGUUUAUAUGUUUAAAAGAAACGAUCCAGCUAAAGAAAAGUCCAUUAUCAUUCAGUUCAAGUUAUUAUUACUCCGUGAUUUAGCGGCAGCUCUUUUUUUCAAUUUUAUUUUCAGCGAGCAGUAGGUCUAAAAUUUUUACUCUAGUUAGUAAAUUUAUAAACAAACUUGUAUACAAUCUAAUAAUAACAACAACAAUAAUAUUAAUAUUAAUUUGAACAACGAUAAAUUUGGACUUUUGGCCUUUGUGAUUAUUAUUAUAUAUAAGUGAACGAUAUAAACUGGUUUUAUUGCAAUAUUUACAAAGCUAUCAAGAUGAAAGUAACAGUAAUGACCCUCGGUGACGAUAUAUUUGUCCUGGAUGUAAGUGAGGAUUUAGAGCUAGAAAAUUUCAAAGCGUUUUGCGAGGUCGAAUGUGGGGUUCCGGCUCUCGAAACUGUUAUUGCAUUUAAUGGACGGCCUCUUAUGGACGAUAAAAAGUCUUUAAAAGAACAUGGAAUCAGAGAUGGUGAUGCUGUAAUAUUGCAACACAUGCAUCAGAGUGGAGUUGAAUUGAAUCAACCUCCAAGUAAUAAUGGAGCCGUACCAUUUCUGGACUUUAGCUCAAUUCGAGUUCCAGGAGCACCAUUGAGUAGUAGCCCUAAUUCAUCGGGUAAUUCUUCUCGAGUACAAAAUCCAAGAAAUGAAAAUGAUCCUGCCAUGAUAAGGGACAUGUUUUUAGCAAAUCCUGAUCAAUUGGCUUUAUUGAAACAGAAUAAUCCUAGAUUAGCCAAUGCUUUACUCUCAGGGAAUCUUGAUAAAUUUUCAACGAUACUAAAAGAACAAAUAAAAAUUCGCGAAGAACGUCAAGCACAACGACUAAGAAUGAUGAACGCAGAUCCAUUUGAUACUGAAUCUCAAAGAUUAAUUGCUGAAGAAAUAAAACAAAAAAAUAUCGAAGCUAAUAUGGAAGCAGCUAUGGAAUAUAAUCCUGAAACAUUUGGAACAGUUGUUAUGCUUUAUAUCAACUGUAAAGUUAAUGGAUUUCCAGUCAAAGCAUUUAUCGACUCAGGUGCUCAAACUACAAUAAUGUCAGCAGCAUGUGCUGAAAGAUGUCAUAUUAUGCGACUGGUUGACACAAGGUGGGCCGGAGUUGCUAAAGGUGUAGGUGUUCAACGUAUUAUUGGACGUAUUCACAUGGUGCAAAUACAAAUAGCAAACGAUCACUUGACAACGUCCUUCAGUGUUCUUGAGGAACAACCAAUGGACAUGCUUCUUGGUUUAGAUAUGCUUAAACGGCAUCAGUGUUGUAUAGAUCUUAAGAAAAAUAUUUUAAAAAUUGGCACGACUGGAACAGAAACACAAUUUUUAGCCGAAGGUGAUUUACCGGAAUGUGCAAGAUUAAGUGGUAAUAAUGAUGCAAUGGAUGACCAGGAAUAUCAAAAAGUAUUAGAGGACAGUGCUAGAGAAGCUAAAAAAUUAAGACAACAGCAAGAAAGCAGCUCGAAUAACCCAUCAACUAGCACACCGAAAUCAGAUAAUUUAGAAACAGUUACAGUGAGUGAUCCGUUUACAGAAGCUAAUGUCAAAGCUAUUGUAACUCUUGGAUUUCCUCGAGCUCAAGUUAUCGCCGAGCUACGUAGAUUCAAUGGUGAUGAGAUGCAAGCCACUGCAGCACUCUACGCAAAAUCGUUAAAAUUUUAAACCAAAUAAUUUAAGCAUAUUAUUAAAAAAAUAAUUUUCAUUUAAUUAA